AUGACCCCUGCACUUCCGGCGACCAAGCUUCUCACGAAGAGCGGGAACGCGUGCUGCUCCUCAGGUUCCUGGUCGCCAAUCUGGACGACCUUCGCCAGCGCCUGGGGGACGAGUACCACGCCUUCGCACAGGAGCUCCAUCAGCGCAUCCUGCCAGUCGUGCGCGCGCACAAGGACGGGCAUGCUGACGUCAGCGUCCUGCAGAGCCUGGGUGACGCCAUCAGGGAGCAGUUGCUGGCCCGGGGAGAAGGCGAGGGUUUUGAAGCAGAUGGCCGCGCACGCGGCUAGGGACGCGGCCGGGCUGGUGCUGCCGAAGCGGUGGCGAGAGAAACAGGAGCUGCUGAAUCUGUUUCAGCUGAUGUAUGUGAAGUUGGAAAGAGGAAGGGAGGAGCCGAGCGAAGACCUGCAGGCGGGGAGCAGUGAAGGCGACUCCACCAACUGGAGAGGCUACAUGGAGGUCGCCCUCUUCUUCUGCACCGUCCGCGCGCCCUCCGGCCGCCGCACGCCCGACGACUUCUUCGGCAGAGCGCGCGCGCACACGCCCUCAACGGGCUUCGUCCGCGUGUCCCUCCCGGACUUCGACGACGUCGCAUCGAACGGCGCGGACCUGCCCUUCUUGUGGCGCUCGUAUCGAAAGCGGCCCACCGGGAACACGAGCAAGAGCCUCGCGAUUGAGAGCUGUAUCGUGAUGGAUCUCGACUGCCACAUUGGGCACAUCGUCGGCCGGAACGGCGCCCCCCGGGAGGCGAUCGUGUUCAUUCAUGGUUUCAACUGCCGCUUCGCGAGCGCGGCCAAGUACAUGGCGCUCUACGCGUACAAGAUGCGGCGGGACGUGCCCAUCUUCGUCUUCAGCUGGCCCUCUUUCCAGUCGCUCGACCUGUACGAAGGGGACCAAGCCAACGCCACGUGGUCGGUACGUCACUUCGCCAGCUUCCUCAAGCGCCUAAUGACGUCGUACCGGCUAGAACGAGUGCACGUGUUCGCGCACAGCAUGGGCAGCCAGGUGGCCAUCAACGGGCUCCUCCGACUGACCGGUUGGAGUCCCCCGAAGGGCGCCGCGCGGCCGGGGCAGCUGGUGCUGGCCGCCCCGGACUUUGACACCGGGGAGUUCUUCGAGGCGCAGUCGGACCUUGACAAGCUGGUCGAUCGCGUAUCCGUCUACUGUUCCGCCAACGACAAAGCGCUGCGCAUGUCGGAGCGCGUGCACGGGGGGCUUCCCCGACUGGGCCAUUUCCGCAUCGACUCCUUCCUCAGCGAAACACGCCACGUGGCGCUCUCUCAAAAGGUCGACGUCAUCGACGCCAGCGGCUUCGACAAGAGCGUGGUCGGGCACGACUACGCGUUCACCAGCACUGACGUCAUCGAGGACGUUCUGGGGGUUUUCCUGGACGGGGUUUCGGCGGCGGCGCGGCCGGCCCUGCGCGCGGUGCACGUGGAGAAACGCUUCUUGUACUGGCGGCUCGUGGGGGUCGGGAAGAAGGCGCCGAAGAAGCGGGAGGAAGAAGUUGUGGAGUCGCAGAUGGGCGCCGAGGGGAUGGAUGCGGAGGGGGAUCCCUCCAAGCUUGAAAACAUGAAGCCUGAAAGAUAG
This is a messenger RNA of Klebsormidium nitens, 1587 nucleotides long. NCBI's taxonomy places the organism in Eukaryota, Viridiplantae, Streptophyta, Klebsormidiophyceae, Klebsormidiales, Klebsormidiaceae. The record is from the annotation of a GenBank genome assembly.